AAACAUGAAGUCAGUGAUCUUCAUGUCGGAAAGUAGGAGCUCUAGAGACAGAUGCCCAAGUAUCAGACUUGGAAUUCUGGGUAGAUUUUUCCCAUUCGGAUAUUGUUUUUUCCCCCAGGUUCCCAGUUGUCAUGAACGGACUGAAGUCGGAGAAUUCCGAUCCCAGUUGUUUUGAACGCGGCAGUUGUUUCAAUCAUCUUACAUUUUGCAUUAAGGUGAACAUGUAUGCCUUUGAAGUAAUUGUACUAUCUGUGAAAUGACGGAUAAAUGCGAAGACAGUGUAAAAUAUUCCGAUUGAUUUUCAGUUGUAUUUAUCGAUAAAGUCAACAACAAAAAAUAACAGAGAAAGAGGCGAAGCAACAGGGUUGACUCCGCCACGAAAAUAAGACCACGAAGUAAGGAAUUUUUCAAUGAGCGUGUCGAAUUUGGUCAACAAAAUAUUGAAUUGCUACAUAAAGCUUAUUUGAUCGAAUAUACGUUUCGUAAUGGCUAUGUUGUUAAGAAUGCAGUGGUAUAAGUGGACGCACGUGGCAUUUCGUCAACUUUGAAAAAAACUACUUUAUAUCGGAGUUGUGUUUGGGGUGCGUUCAGUUCGCUUGAAUGUUUGCUACUUUGCGGAACGGUUUGUACUGAACGACACAUUUCCUCAAAACGUUUUUGAACAUACUUUGACGUACGUUUGCCCCAUUUAGACAUAUUCUGUGCCAUUAUAGCGUCCGUGACAGUUUGUGCAGGGCCGUUGUGGCUACAACCCCAGAUGACUACUUUAAAAUGGUGGAAGUCUUCAAUGGCGCUGCGCAUGUUAAAACGUCAUUUUGGCCACUAGAGGCCUCUGUCAUUCUGUAUGGUUCGCUCCUGUUUGGUGGGUGUGGCUUGAAGCAAUGAGGACGUAAUUAAAGGGGAGUGGCCAUGAUGACAGCGUUCCAAAACAACAACCCAACCUCUCCCCGUUUUUCAACUGGACGUUCAGCACAGCGCCAUUUCCAUUCAAUUGAACGCAGCCCUGUUGUUCACACGCGUAUCUGCUCUCUCAUUGGCUAGAACCUGAUCUAGCCUUCUUCCACCUGACAUAUUUGAGGACAUGUAUUUCCAUUGUUAGAGCGGUCACUCGACUAUCUUGACAAUAUAUUAAAACGUCUUUGAGCGAAUGUUUGCAUAAUAUUUUACGUAAGACAGCGAGCGUGAUUACGUCAGCGUCAGGCUUUGCGUGUUUGUUGUAAAGCAUGAGGCGCGUACUCGGUUACAAUACGUUGAAGAAUAUCAGUGAAGUAGGUAAAUACUUUCAUCCCCAGGUUUCUUUGACAGCUUGCUGUCGAGCCUUAUUUUAUCAGUCAUUUUGCACGAAAACUACCAGUGAUUCUACAGCCAUGGAUCUCAGUGACAUGCGAAAAAAAUACAAAGGAGACGAAGAGUGCUUUGAAGAGAAUCAUCUUGUUUCUCUGGACCCCAUCAAGCAGUUUGAAGAUUGGUUUGAUCAAGCCACAAAGUGUCCUGAAAUUGGAGAGCCCAAUGCAAUGUGCAUCGCCACAUCCACCAGAGAUGGACGUCCAUCUGCUCGAAUGGUCUUGUUAAAAGGCUACAGUAAAGAAGGCUUCCGGUUCUUUACCAACUACGAGAGCCGGAAAGGUGGAGAGCUGGAGAGCAACCCUUAUGCAUGUCUGUGCUUUUACUGGGAGCCCAUCAACAGGCAGGUCCGUAUCGAGGGCAAUGUGGAGAGAAUCCCCUACCAGAGCUCCUGUGACUACUUCCACUCCCGGCCCAAGAGUAGCCAGAUCGGGGCCGUUGUGAGCAGACAAAGCACUGCAGUCCCUGACAGAAAUUACCUGAGACAGAAAAAUGCAGAGCUGGAGGAAAGGUACAAGGACACAGAUGUCCCCAUGCCCGACUACUGGGGAGGCUAUAUCGUCAAGCCUUACUUGAUAGAGUUCUGGCAGGGUCAGACCAACAGGCUACAUGACCGCAUCGUCUUCACGCGGCUGAAAAAUGGAGAGAGUGUUCUAGAAGAGUAUGAACAUAAUGCUGAGGCGGGCUGGGUCUACCAGAGGCUAUCCCCUUGAGGUCGGUUACAUUAGGGGAAAUGGACUAAAGGCAAGGCUGGAGAUUGGGCCUAGCGUACAAGUCACUCAUGAUGUCAUCAUCGUCAACCAAAUGACCACCGUCAUCUCAAUGCAGUAGGAGCCUCUCAUGUUGAUGUUGAAUGGAAGACCUAUUGAUGUUGAAUAACUACGUGCUAUAUGUGUGUCUUAGAAAAAGCAAAUUAUGGCUUGUUUUCUCCAAUCGUUCUUGUUUAAUACCAAAUCAGUAGCGAAUUUAUUUUUAUUUAUUUUAUUUUCUGGAUGGUUAGGAGGCCUGAUUGCCUGUUGUCUCCAGGGCAACAAUGGGAAAUGAUCAAUGUGAUAUGACUAUACGGUCUAGCACGUAACCUGUGAUGCAAGGUUUUACGAAUCUCAAUAUGCUGUAUGGCACACUUUACAUUCCCUGACGCUUGACGUGCAAAGUCUGUCUAGUACAGUAGUCAAUGUUGGAUAAUUAUUGACAGUUAACCGGUUAUCCAAUGAAAAUGCAUUUCCGCGACCUCAACAACCCCUGGAAACUCUGUACUUGUAAAAAGUGCAAUCUCCAGUACUGUCUGUCUGUUAUUUAACAUUUGUACUUGAGUUCCACUGUAUUGGAUGACAUGUUCUGUCUAGCAGCUAAUAUGUCUUCUGAAGGCCCAAAUCCACAGCAAUUUCUCUGUCAUGUAAUACAGAUAGCUUAUUAGGCUGUAGUCCCUGUGUUGAAUUUGUUAUGGAUUGAUUGUCAUGUCUGUGGCUCAAACUGCCUUUUUAAUAUAGGUAAAUUAAGAUUAGAAGAGUUGACGUGAGUUCAGUUGUGCCAAGGUAAUUCAGUGUAUAAAGUCAGUCAUGUCUGAGAAUGAGCUUGGUUGUUCACUUGAUUUUCUUGGUGUGUGAAGACCUCUGUAUUCGCGACAGUUUAAAUGGCAACUCCGAAUUGUGAUCGACUGAAUGGAUCUGAAAAUGUUUAAAUCUGCAAGUGAGUACUCUGCUUUUUCUGGCCAAAAGAUGUUGGUGUUGCAUGAAAAAAAGCUAAAUUUUACCUUCCAGUAAGUAUAUUGCCAUACACCUUGACUGACAUUUUGAUGUUUUUCAAUCAACUUUAUUUUAUGCAGAUCUUUUUAGCGUGUUAGAUGAAACAGAACUGUAUAUAAAUAAAGAAAAUAAUCACUGGAUCACA
Salvelinus namaycush (lake trout) is the source of this 3234-nucleotide messenger RNA. It is a transcript of the gene pnpo, whose product is annotated as pyridoxamine 5'-phosphate oxidase. The coding region runs from base 1224 to 2057 and encodes 277 amino acids. The transcript is spliced from 7 exons. Gene Ontology annotation, molecular function: FMN binding; pyridoxamine phosphate oxidase activity. The record is from RefSeq and is a predicted model, not a curated record. NCBI's taxonomy places the organism in Eukaryota, Metazoa, Chordata, Actinopteri, Salmoniformes, Salmonidae. Gene Ontology annotation, biological process: pyridoxine biosynthetic process; pyridoxal 5'-phosphate biosynthetic process.